Messenger RNA from Drosophila subpulchrella, 581 nucleotides. RefSeq names its product U6 snRNA-associated Sm-like protein LSm4. The record is from RefSeq and is a predicted model, not a curated record. Gene Ontology annotation, cellular component: spliceosomal tri-snRNP complex; P-body; U6 snRNP. Gene Ontology annotation, molecular function: U6 snRNA binding. The transcript is spliced from 4 exons. NCBI's taxonomy places the organism in Eukaryota, Metazoa, Arthropoda, Insecta, Diptera, Drosophilidae. The coding region runs from base 79 to 540 and encodes 153 amino acids. Gene Ontology annotation, biological process: nuclear-transcribed mRNA catabolic process; P-body assembly; mRNA splicing, via spliceosome.
CCACAUUCCUUCAUUCCAACUGGUGCUAAUCUCUAUCGACUUUUUGCCAUCGCCGUAUUUAUCGAUUAAUUUCACAAAAUGUUACCACUGUCACUAUUAAAAACGGCGCAGAGCCACCCUAUGCUGGUGGAGCUGAAAAAUGGUGAAACAUACAAUGGUCAUCUGGUUAGUUGCGACUCUUGGAUGAAUAUAAAUCUGCGCGAUGUCAUUUGCACCUCCAAGGAUGGCGACCGCUUUUGGCGUAUGCCCGAGUGCUACAUCCGAGGAAGUACCAUCAAAUACCUGCGGAUUCCCGAUGAAGUGAUCGACAUGGUCAAGGAAGACGCGCAGGCAAAGUCGAGAAAUCGCACAGAGAUGAACAAAAACCGCGGCGGCAACGCGUCGCAAAAUCAACGCGGCGGACGUCCUGGUGGCAACCGGAAUAACGUCGGCAAUCGUCCUGGCCAGGGAUACGGAGGUCCUGGAAACAAUGCGAUGCGCCUUGGCGGAGCUGCUGGUCAAGGGAAUCGCCUGCCCCACGCCGCCAAAAAUAGAAAGUAGUUUCUUGGACCGUAGUAAUAAAUUAUUUUCAACCUUUCAAA